This is a messenger RNA of Aphanomyces astaci, 1293 nucleotides long. RefSeq lists its product as hypothetical. The transcript is spliced from 8 exons. Gene Ontology annotation, molecular function: protein binding. Lineage: Eukaryota; Oomycota; Saprolegniomycetes; Saprolegniales; Verrucalvaceae. The record is from RefSeq and is a predicted model, not a curated record. Bases 29 to 1225 code for a protein of 398 amino acids.
CCCAAUUUGAGUGCCGCAGUCAAGAAGCAUGGUGGCGCGCGUUCUCCCGUCUCGUCGCAGCUCCAACAAGGAACCAAAGGAGUUUCUCCAAGACACCAUGGUCCGUACGUUGACGGCGCUCCAAAAGAAGGACGUAUUCGACUUGUUCUCGCAUCCCGUCGACACUCGCGCAGUACCAGACUACCUGGACAAAAUCUCCACGCCCAUGGACUUUUCCACCAUUCAAGAGAAACUCUCGCGCCGGGAGUAUGCGUCCUUCGACGAAUUCAAGAUCGACAUUGUCGUUGUGUUCAACAACGCGCAGAACUACAACAUGGAGCACACGGUGUACUUCCGCCAGGCGACCACACUCGCGCAGGUGGCCAACGUGCUGUUCCUGGACGCCGACAUGGCGUUGGCCGCACACAAGCGGCAGCACCGCGCUUCCUCAUCGACCUCCGCGGUGAAAUCGACAUAUCAAAUGGACCACCGCGACCAUGUGCGUCAUCAACAUGAUGAUGUGGAUGCUUCGACUACCCCGGACACGGAAAUGGAGAUGCAUCCACCAACGUUCGACCUCGGCAUCUUCGUUCCUCCUCCACCACCCGCAGAAUCGUCCGAACCCAUCCAUCAUCAAGACGACGACGACUACUUGGCCGACAGCGAAGACGAAGCGGAGGUCGUCGAAGAAGCGUUCCGUGACGUGUGUACACAGGACUUGGACGGGUACCACACGGACGACAGCUAUGUCUUUGAUGCGAUCAUCCAUGACCCCCACCCAGACACACCGCCACCGCCUAUGAUCCUUCCUCAGCAACAACCUGCUGAUCUACAUGAUGAGAACGUGUCCGACAUCGACUCGGAUGACGACUCGUCGCUCAGCGAUGGGAUUGAGUUCAUGCACGACUAUCAUGCUUCACCAGCUCCUCCUACCUUAUCGACUGGUCGUGUUGCUGUUCAUGUGACGACAGCACCGCCGACUCUCCCGCCGCCUUCCAACCUCGACAAGGAAAACGUCGUCUCAACCACAAAGGAGACCCGCCGUCAGGAUACGUCGUCGGCGUGGAUCCCUCGCAAGCGACUCGGCAUGGACAUGAACCACACCAUGUCGCAACCUGCAAAGCGUCCUGCUGCUUCCUCUUCCAAGAAGACACCGUACAAGAGCAUCUUUGGCCUGCCACAGCCGCCGCCUCGAGCGCGGCAAGCGCUCAUGGACACGUUCGUCGUGCAUCCUGCUGCAGAAUGACAAAGCUCGUUGUUUUGGCGCGCUUUUGAAACGACUAUUUAAUUUAAUAUCUUGUAAUUUGUAUCGAA